Messenger RNA from Oenanthe melanoleuca, 1367 nucleotides. Its product is annotated as erythroblast NAD(P)(+)--arginine ADP-ribosyltransferase-like. NCBI's taxonomy places the organism in Eukaryota, Metazoa, Chordata, Aves, Passeriformes, Muscicapidae. The coding region runs from base 82 to 1353 and encodes 423 amino acids. The transcript has 5 exons. Gene Ontology annotation, cellular component: extracellular region. Gene Ontology annotation, biological process: multicellular organism development. Gene Ontology annotation, molecular function: hormone activity; NAD+ poly-ADP-ribosyltransferase activity; NAD+-protein-arginine ADP-ribosyltransferase activity. The record is from RefSeq and is a predicted model, not a curated record.
GGAGAGGUCACGUGACCCCAGGGGUGGCUCCAGGACCCCGCGGCCACCACGGGGGGAGUGUCCCCGCACUGGGGACACCCCAUGGCCUCCCUCUCCAUGGACCCGCUGCCCCUGACCCUGGCACUGCUGGCGAUCACCGCGGCCACUGCGGCCACCACCGUCCCCCCUGGGGGCAGCGCCACCCCCGUGGUGGUGGCCCUGGACAUGGCCCCGGACUCCUUCGAUGACCAGUACCGGGGCUGCGGCCGCACCAUGGCCGCGGCGCUGCCGGCCCUGAACCGCUCCGAGCUGCAGCGGGGCGGUCACCUGGCCGAGGCCUGGGCUCUGGCCGCGGCCGAGUGGCGCGUCCGGCUGUCCCCAGAGUCCCCUCCGUCCCCUCUGUCCCCGAGCCAGGCCACGGCCCUGCUGGCCUACACGGCGCCGGUGCCGUUACACCGGGCGUUCAACGCGGCCGUGCGCGUGGCCGGGCGCUCCGGCCGGGAGUACCGGGACAACUUCCACUUCAAAGCGCUGCAUUUCCUGCUGACCGACGCACUGGCCACGCUGAGGGACACUCGGGGACAUCGCUGUCACCGCGUGUUCCGGGGGGUCAGCGGGGUCCGGUUCGAGGCGCGGCGCGGCCGCAGCGUCCGGUUCGGUCACUUCGCGUCGGCGUCACUGCGCAACGAGAGCUCGUGGGGCUUCGGGACGGACACGGCGUUCACGGUGCACACGUGCCAGGGCGUGCCCAUCCGCGAGUUCUCCUUCUUCCCGCACGAGGACGAGGUGCUGAUCCCGCCCUUCGAGACCUUCGAGGUCACCGGUGUCACCAACGUCACCGCGGGCGGGGGCGGGGCGCGGAUCGAGCUGCGCUCCACCGGCACCUUCAGCAACUACAACUGCCAGUGGCUGCGAGAGCAGCGCUGUGGAGACGGGCCCUGUGUGUUCGAUACGGGCAGGAGCACCCCCCCCACCUCGGAGGGCUCCUCCUGGCCACUACAGCCCUGGCAGUGGCCACCGGGAUCCUCUGAGCCACCAUGGCCACCGAGAUCACCACCGGUCAUUGUGGUCACCGUGGUCACCAAGGCUGCUGGCACCUCCCCCAGCCACGAGGCCACCGAGGCCACUGAGGUCUCCAAAGUCAUCAAGGCCACCGAGGCCACUGAGGCCUCCAAAGUCACCAUGGCCACUAUGGCUAUUGUGACCACCAAGCCAGGACGAGUUAGGGGACAACACUGGAGCCACCAGGUGCCACCAGGACAUUGGGACAAGAGAGGGGACAGGGGGACUCUGAAUGUACCAUCGCUUUGGUUCUUCACUUUUUGGUUUGGUUUUUUUUUUCCCAAAAUUUUAAUUUUUCUUCCCAAUUAUUAAACUGGAUUUGCCUC